Messenger RNA from Macrobrachium nipponense, 4264 nucleotides. RefSeq lists its product as uncharacterized. NCBI's taxonomy places the organism in Eukaryota, Metazoa, Arthropoda, Malacostraca, Decapoda, Palaemonidae. The coding region runs from base 1140 to 3242 and encodes 700 amino acids. The transcript has 3 exons. The record is from RefSeq and is a predicted model, not a curated record.
GACUGCAGCGAAUGUUGCAUUUGCAGUUGCACUUACGUCUCGAUCGGUGCAGCAUUUUUCUGGCGUGUUCUUGUCACCUGGGGAAGCGCAUUUGUAGCUUCUGACGUUACAUUUGUCUCAGAGACUACAAUUGUCGAGAUACGAUAGAAUCAUUGUUUUCUGAGAGAUGUUAUAAUUAGCAGCCUUCAAUUUUUUUACGGUGGCUUAAAAACAAGUGAUGUCGAAGUAUACGGAAUGUCAAAUACAAGUACUGAACAUCAUUGCACAAUCAGUGUAGUCAGGGAAAUGACUUUCGGACUAUGAUAAACUGAAAUUAAUAAUAAUAAAAAAAAAAAAACUGUGCAAACAGGAAUAAGCAUUUCCAAGAAAAAGCGAAAACUGCAAUUCAGUUUUUUCGUCGAGAAUUGUGUUUCCUCAAGAAAAGCACAUGGAAUGACACUGUCCAGAUGGUUUCAUCUUGAAAUAACUGUGAUAAACGGUACCACUGACACAGUUCAUUUAACCCAAAUAUAAUGUUGUAAUGACAACAUAAUUUAGGCAAGCCAUAUGUUCGUUCACAGCGCCGUCGCAGCUUCACUGUCAAGAGUAACAUCAAGAAAGAAGUUCAGUGAAGUUGAUUACUGAGGCUCAAUUCUGAUUGUCAGGCGCAGUCUUAAAAUAGAUCUCGUGACAGUUCAGUGACUUGGCGAUACAAUACAGUUUUUACUUGGUUGGAUGUUGCAUCAUCCUCAUUUUUCUAUAAUGAUUACUAGAAAAAUGUAAAGAGAAAUUAAGAAAUAAGUGUAACUCUUUCUCAACUAAUGUUAUCUUAAAUGUUUUCUGUUUACAAGAGCAAACAAAUAAAUUCUUAAAGCUAAAAAUAAUAAGAGAAAGAACAUUAUUGUUUGAAACUUAAGAACACAGUGGAACUCUGAAAACUCUUCCAACAAACUUGAGUUUAUGCGACAAUCUUGUUCUUGUUUUAGAAUAAUCUAGACUGUUGAGUGAGGCGUUGUUCCCAAAGUAGUCCGCAGAAAAAGGAAAUAUCCCCAACAACAAAAAUAUAUAGUUUAAGAGUGAAGAAGCUUCAAGCAGUUUGCUGUAAAUUUGAACGUUUGUGUUUGUGCCAACAUUGUAGCGACGCCUGCAUUUCGAUUACAAUGAAGGUUGCUAUAUCACGGUACCUUUUGUACUUCAUUUAUUCACUGGUCGUAGUGGACAGUUAUGAUCAACACGGGGACGGGUAUAGUACCACGAGUAACAAGGAACCUAAAGCUCCAAGACUAUUAAGAAAGCGUCCUUUUAAAGCAAAUCGUGGUGGUACUAACGAUCGAUCGAUUUUUGCGCAGAAUAUUCAACCAUCAACUCAUGAUGAACUAUUAGUUCAUGUUAAUGAUCAGCCUCCAGCGACAGAAGAGUCCUCAACGGGAACUAAUAAUCAAGUUCCAUCGGCAGGUGAAUCUUUAACGAAAGCAAGUCAUCAAUUACCAUUUGACGGACGUUUGUUUGGAACAAGUAAUCAAGAUCCACUGGCAGCAGAACAUUCCAUUGGAAAAUAUAUUCAAAUUCCAAUGUCCAACGAGCUCUUGGCGGAACGAUGGAAUCAACUCUCAACGACAAACAAUGCUUUAAGAGGAGCACAUUAUCAAACUCCCGGAGCUGUUGAAAAUUCAGAGGGAAUUUUAAAGGGCAAACAAAGUGUUUUACCGAAGAGCGACAAACUCAGUGAACCAGGAUAUCAAGUUUCUUUUAAUCCCGAUCUCGCCAUUUCGAAUCAUCCCUCAUUAUCCCAGUUGCCUGCAAGAGCUCAAAAUACCUACAGCCCUUUAAAGAUGACGAGUGGAGACCAAGUGCCAGUUACUAAAGUUUCGGGACCACUUUCAGGCAAAACUUCUCUGCCUACGAAACUCAGGGGUCCUAGUGCAUCUCCGAAUUUUCCACUUGUGAAACCAGUGAAACCAAGCAUUCCACGUGUUCAGACCACUAGUGAGGUAAAUAUAUACAAUAAAACUAAUAGACCGACAGAGAUAUAUUUGAAAAAUGACUACAAUGUAAUGCCAUCCACGUCUUUACAUGAAACCAAACCUGACCAUUCUGAUCACAAGAUGAAAGACAGAUUUCCCGUUUUUGGAAAUGCACCAAAUGGACUACUUCCAAACACCAAACCUCAGUUACUUCAACAAAAAAACGUCCUGAACAUGGGACACCACGAUGUCUCCCACCCCUCAAUAAAUAGGCAUUCGCUUAUGACAGACCACAAACACAUAAUCAGUCUACUGCAAGGAUUGCGAAGUCCUACCAUUAACAACUAUGCAGAGAGUUACUCAUUUGGAUCGCAAGCAUUAACGACUGAUAAUUCAAACAUCCAAAAUCAACAGGACAUCAACAGGAUCGGGUAUCCUAAUGAUUUAAGGAAUUCCUCUCCUGAAGGGACGCAGCAGAUAAACUACAGACCCUCCCAGGUUGACUCAGCUGGAAAUCAGGAACCCUACAAAGCAAAUAUCCCAAAUGCCAAUGAGGCAUUUACUCCAGUGGGUUCUAGUAAUGACUCCACGAAUUUCGAGAUUUACCAAAACAACCGUCUGUCACCAGGAUCUGUCUUGCAGCUUCUACCAUCUCCUCUCGGUCAGCAUGAUUACACAGCAGAUGAAUCAGGUGAAGAAUCCACACUUCACAAAGAUGGUCAUGCUAAUCCUGCUCUGCCCGAGGUGCUGGGGUUAGCCAACGGCCGCAAUCCGCAGGAGGAGCCAGGAAAGCCUGUGAGAGGAACCGCCUUUGGAGAGGAUCAUGGAAACAUUUACACUCACCUGUCAAACGAGGAAGGUUCGAACAAGAACGUCAUUAUGGAGGUAUUUGAACAAGUAUUCAGCGCAGACGAAAUGGAUACAAACCCUCUCGUGAAGCAGAUGCACAACCGUCUUGAAUCCCAGCUGAACACCCUGGGAGCCAACGCACUCUCCAACCCGUCCUUCGGCUUUCUGGUCUACUUCCUCUUGCCUUUCGCAGUUAUCGCAGUCCUCACCUUCACCCUGAUGGGCGUUGCUCCUCAAUAUCUUGGUCUAAUGGGUCUUCUCAUUCCUGGUGUUAUCAUGGCUACGCUUGUCAACGAUCACGGAGGUCGGAAAACGAGUCGUGGAAGGAGUGACUCUUAUCAUGGAUUACUAGGCAGCAAUGGCAACGCAAUUUUGAAUGAUAUCCAUCGUGAUCUAUUAGCGCAUUUGGAAUCUUAUGGCGAAAAGUUUUCGGGUGACAUGAGUUCAUGAUGGAAAAUAAAGGUGAUAAGACGAAAGAAACUGGAUAAUACGAUUAGUACGCUUACUGUUAAAUAUUAACGAAAAUGAAUAUUGAAAUGUAUAUCUUUCUAAGAAAUGCGGGCAUUUUCUACAUUAUUCAGCCAGAUUAUUAGAAUAGUUUUGGUAUUUAUGCUAUCCAUUUUAUUAGAUUAUCAUGGCUGAACAGAUCAUUAAUUUCAUUUUUAUAUAAAUAAGCUACAAUGAAGUAUAGAAUAAUACGUGACAUUUCAUUCCUGUUUGAAUUAUGGUCUAUUCUUCGGUCUGAUCUGAGCAAAACUUAAGAUUUGUAACCGGAAAAUCUGAACUGAUCAUCAGCACAUUGCCACAUGUAGUAAAAUCGGAUUUUGAGUAUUACCUUUUCAUUUUUUACGACAAAUAACUUCUGAAAUAACGAUAUCUAUACUGGGUACAACAAUCUAGAUUCACAUUCGGAUGAUGACAUGAUGAAAAACUGUCUCAGUAUGAGACAAGGAAAAUCAUUUUAAUAUUUUAAUACAGAGGACUGUCGCCGCACUAAGUAAGAAAUCAUACAUACAAGUUAAAAACAACGUGCGAUAUUGCUCGUAGACCUAUGAAGAAUGCAAAAUGAAAAUGCUGGCGUAUGACCAACAUGACACUUUAAAGUAACAGAGUCGUUUCUCUAGCCCAACUCUAUCCCAGCCUCUGUAACGGCUCGCUGUUACAGAGCCGUCAAGUCUACCAUCACUAAUAUAUGUAGAACGAGAGGAAUUAAAUUCAGCAAAUGGUAUAAAGCAACUGCGUAAUUGGUCGACCAAAUUCAUCCUAUUCAUGGUUCGCCUGAUCACUGAAAUACUGGAAGAUACGAAGGUAAGAUUAGCGAACGGUAUUCGAAGAAUCGUGGCACCGUUUUGUGAAGGUGACAGACUGCUUCUCGUCAUUCUGUGGAAGGUAUAACAGACAUUAAAAUUCUUAUAAAAAAAAAAGUUUGUAAACUUAAGCCAGAAUAAAUGACGCAGAUUUCAUCCAAUACA